AUGGCCCUCUCCCAGACCCCUCCUCAGGAACCAAGCGCUCAAAAUGAGCUGAUGAGCGCACUUUCUGCGUACGUGUCGGUCCUGCUGGUACCCGAAAGCUUCAACUUGCAGUCGCCAUGGGAGGUGCUUACACACGAUACAGGCUACACGUCGGCGGCAAGUACUCAGACCUCACCGUCACAUGCAACUAUCGCCAAUGGGCCGUCCACCGCGCCAUAGUCUGCUCGCGCAGCGGCUUCUUCGACGGCGCAUGCUCCCACGACUUCCGCGAGUCCAACUCCGGCGUCAUCGACCUGAGCGACGACGACGAGGAAGCCGUCGAGCAGAUGAUUCGCUGUCAGUAUAGCUGGACGAACCUUGCUUUGGCAUUGGACGAAUAUUGACAAUCCUCGACAGACUUCUACCACCUCGACUACCUCAACGAUGAACCAGAGCAGCAACCAUCCGCACAGUUUCGCCAUCGCGCCUACUCGGAUGCGAGAAGGAAAGCGCCCAAGAAGAUCGACUUCACUCAGAUCGAAGACCCUCUGCUUGCCCAAGCAGGUGUCUACAACGCCGCUCAAGAACCCAUGACCCCACCCGGCUCUUCGCACGGCGAAGCUCGCUCGAGCCUUGACUUCUCCGGCAAGAUGCCUUGAUCUCCUCCUCAGACCAUCCGUGCAGGCACACCACCGCUCGACGUCGAGCACAUGGGCGACGAGGAAGAGUACGAGGAAGAGGAAGAGUCGACGGAGUCCGAAUCACACCUGCUCUUGCACACACAGGUCUAUGCUCUGGCGGAGAAGUACGAUAUCCCAGCACUCAAGCAGCUCGCGAAGAGAAAGUUUGAGAUGUCAGUGGCCUGCUACUACGACGCACCAGAGCUGGCAGACGCUAUCGAAUAUGUCUAUGCAUCGACCGUGGACUCGGACAGAGGACUGCGGGACAUCGUACUCCAGCUGUUCAGGAGCCAUCCUCAACUGGCAACCACCCAGGAUAUUUUUGCUGUCAUCAAAGAGACUCCAAGUCUCGCACUGGAUCUCUGGAAAGUUGAGCGCGGAUUGUUGUGA
Molecule: messenger RNA, 1049 nt
Organism: Lecanosticta acicola
Lineage: Eukaryota; Fungi; Ascomycota; Dothideomycetes; Mycosphaerellales; Mycosphaerellaceae
Source: the annotation of a GenBank genome assembly